AGCUGCUGCGGCGCGCGGGGCACCCUCGAGAUCCGGGAGCUGCCGGGACAUGGGGUCCAACCGGAGCCAAUAACCUGGGUUGGGGAGCUGCAGCCUGGGGCCUGUAACUCGGCCCGCUCACACCGUCUGCAGAAGGAGCGGAUUAUACGGAGAAGCUACAGAGCACUGAAGCGCUGGGUGUCUGCAUGCAGGGACAGGCCCUUACUGUUUAUUAAUUCUGUCGCGUAGGGGCUCUUUGGUGUUCUCAGACUUUUGCCAUUGUGUCCAGUGCCCUUAAGAACCUCGUGUACGUGUCUCCACUUGCGUGUCUUAUCUCAUCUCCAUCUCGGCCCGCUCUAUGGUCGCUCCUCACUGUCUCCCCAAGAACUUGAUCCAUGUAUGACCUUCUGUGUCUCAGUUGGUGGAAACCCCGUUAUCCCAGUUUUUCGUGUGUGAAGUGAUCGGAAUCACCUUUGACUCCUCUUGCUCCAUCUUGCCUCGACUUCAGCCCGUCCUGAAAGUCUGCAGGUCUCUCCUGCAAUCGUCCUGCACCCCGUUCCCCUGUGACUCCCCAGGCUGGCCCACCUGCCUCUCGCCUGGUUAUGGCUUCCACCUGCCAACACACGUCCCGGCCUCUGCAUCUGGCCCCUGGAUUCUAGUAGUGUCCCUGCAACCUACGGGCCGUGGAGCUGUGAGGCGCGAUCAGUCCUCUGGGCAAAAGCCUGAAGUGGUCCUGCAUCGGUCACAGAGUCAGCCGAAGUCCCUCCUGUGGCCGACCCGCUCCCCACAGGUGCUGUGGCCGCCUCCCAUCACGCUGCCUUCCUCCUGCUGCUUUUCCUCUCCAUUCGUUUCAUUUCUUUCAUGUUGUGCCACAUUGCCAUGGUAAAUUCAGACUGGAAUACUUCUGCAAGCUUGUCUUGUUCCUAAUUUCAGGGGGGACUGUUUUGAAACGUUACCAUUGAACGGAACGCUUGGUGGAAGGUCAGUGGAAAGCACUGACCUCCGAUCGGUGCUUUGGCCUGCUGACACUGAACUUUCCUUUUGUGGGAGUGGCUGAUUUUGUGAGUUUCUGGCCUCAGCUGCGUGUGACAACGGUUCCCUUUGUUUUUUGUUUGUUUGUUUGUGGUUUGUUUUCUUUUGGUGACUGGCCAUUAUGGGGAUCCGAACCCUUGACCUUGGUGUUACAAGGCUGUGCUCCAACCAACCGAGUUUAUCAGGAAAUUUGCUUGGCUCUAACUUCAAAUUAUGUCCAGAAUCCAAUCUGCGCGUCACCGCCGCUGCUACUGACCUCGUCUGACCCACACCGUCUUGGCGUUCCUGACCACAGCCACCAUGUCCAGCAGCUGUCCCUUGUGCCUGUUAUCAGAUAACAGAGGGAACUUGCCAAGAUGCUUGGUCAGGUCAUUUCUCGGCUCAGAACCCGGCACUAGCCUUCAGGUCACUCAGCACCAAAGCCAAAGUCUCUACCACAGCAGGACUCAGUGGUCUUUGAGGAUGUGGUUGUGGACUUCACCCUGGGGGAGUGGGCCUUGCUGAGUCCUGCCCAGAGGAAACUCUACAGAAAUGUGAUGCUGGAGACCUUCAGGAACCUGGCCUUAGUAGAUGAUGAGACACUACUUAAAACCAAUGGGUCCAUUUCUCAGCAGGAUAUGUUUGGUGAAAAAUUAUGUGAUGAACAGAAAACAGCAAGGUUCACAAGAAAUGACACCUGGGCCUCCCUUUUAGGAAAAAAAUGGAAAGACUAUUGCCUUAAAGAUAAGCACAAAAACAAGGGGAGACCUUUGAGCAGAAAGCGAAUGGUGGUCAGACUCUGUAAAAGUGGUAAAGGUGGUGAUUGUGAAGGAAGCUUCUGCCAGAUUCCAAAUCAAAAUCGGUCCAAGAAACCUACGAGAGCAAGACAGUACAAAUGCAGCCAGUGUGGAAAAGUCUUCACCCACUCGUCAUCCCUUCAGAGGCACAAAAGAAGUCACACUGGACACAAAGCACAUCAGUGUGAGGAAUGUGGGAAAGCCUUCAGUCGCCCUUCAUACCUGAAAACCCACGUAAAAACUCACAGUGGAGAGAAAUUCUACGCAUGCAAAUUAUGUGGGAAAACGUUUCUUCGUCCCCAUUCUCUCACUGAGCAUGUAAGGACUCACACGGGAGAGAAGCCCUUCGAAUGUAAGCAGUGUGGGAGAGGCUUCAGUUGUCCCAAAUCCUUUAGAUCACAUGUGAUGAUGCACACUGGAGAGAAGCCCUAUGAAUGCGAGCAGUGUGGGAAAGCCUUCAGUUGUCUCAAAACCUUCCAGGUACAUACGAUGAUGCACACCGGAGAGAAGCCCUAUGAAUGUAAGGAGUGUGGGAAAGCCUACUGCUGGCGCACGUCCUUUCAAAGGCACAUGAGCAUUCACAAUGGAGAGAAACCCUAUAAAUGUGACAAAUGUGAGAAGGCAUUUGGCUGGCCCUCCUCCUUACACAAACAUGUGAGAAUGCACAAUGAAAAGAAACCUACACACGUAAGCAAAGUAGGAAACCGUUCGGUUGGCUCUCAUCCUUCCAAAAAUGUAAGAAUGCAGACAGGAGGGAAGCUCUAUAAAUGUGAAAAAUGUGGGAAGGUAUUUGGUUGUACUUCAUCCUUACACAAACACGUGAAGUUGCACACUGGAGAGAAGCCUAGAUCUGUAAGCAAUGUGAGAAAGCCUUUACCUGGCCCCCGUCCUUCCAAAACUCUAAGAAUGCAGACUGGAGAGAAGCCCUAUACAUGUGAAAAAUGUGGGAAAGCUUUCAGUUGUCCUAGAUCCUUUCAAGGUCACGUGAGAAGUCACACUGGUUAAGAAACCUUACAAAUAUAAGUAGUGUGGGAAAGCUAUACUAAUUAAUUCAUAUAUAACCGUUCAGAAAAUUCACGUCAGGACAGAAAUCUUAUAAAAGUUAUAAAUAUGCUAUUGCAUUUUAUAUCCCUAAAAGUGGACCUCUAGUGAAUGAAUUUCCAAGUUCUCUUGCAAAUAGACAUUGAGGUGAGAAUUCUCUAAGUACUCUUUCAUUCUAGUAUGUAAUUUUUGAUACAUAGUGGUGGGUUUCAGUUAUUAAUUUUUCUCUUUCCAUUUUGAAGUGUGUUAUACCCAUGGAUGAUUUGAAGUGUAUUUUUGAUAUGCAUUAGGUACAUAAUUUUUAUGUAGUUUUUGGGUUGUUCUGUAAGUAUGGAGCCAUAAAACUAAUGAAAUGUUGGUACCUGCUGGCAUUCUCUUACUGGCUCUGUGUGUUCCAAACUCGUUAUUACUUACCCAUAACAUGCAAGGGUCCUUCAGAAAGUUCAUGGGAAAACAGAAUUAAAAGAUAACAUGACUCUCUCGUGAGCGUGCUGAAGUCCCCUUAUAUAUUUCACCUUUCUAUUUUACUGAGAAAACCAGCAGUUUUUAAUCUCAAUACUUUUUACUUACAUCAGGUUUGUAUUCUCAGCAACUUAAUAUUUUGGUGAGAGGAUCCUUAUUCCAUUUUGCUGGCUGGCUAAUUAACAGUUGGCAGAAAUCUGUUAAGUAUGCAAAGCUACUGAAAGAGGAUAGUCUCAUGGGAACUACUAUUUUUAUCUGUUGCUCUUUGCUCUUCGUCCUUGCUUCUGGCUGGAACUGGAUAAUAGGUUUGAGUUAAGAAGAGAGACCUGUAAUAUGACAGUGAAAUCUAGAGGUGGAGAUGGUUCUGCUGGAUUGUGUCAUAUCAGCAUGGGUAAGGCAAGGGAGUACAUGUCCCAGGUUUCCUUCUCUAGAUGGUUCCAUGUUAGAAUUCUGUAAUAGCCCAAUCUGCAGGAAAUUUGGAAGAAGCAAUUAUUCAGUUUAUCAAGCCACCACCAAACAGGGAGAUGGACGAAUGCACAGGGACUGUACGGACACCAGGGUCCAGCUUAUUUUCCUGAUUGCUGGCCCUGCCAAUCAAAAGUAUCCUCAAAACAUAUACUAACUGCUUGGCUUCCCUUCGGUCAGAGGUGCAGGUUUCCAGACAUCUCCACCAGCUUUCCCAUCACGGAUGCAUGCACGGUUUGGAUUUUCCUGCAAGCCCUAUGCUGUCCACCAGGCCACUGAUUCAGGAUGCCAUGACUGUUGAUCUUAUGUGAUGCUCUGACUCUUCUUUUCUCUACCUCUUACUAUGUGUCUGUAAAGUCUAAUUUGUAUAGUGAACACUUCAUUCUCUUAACAAUUCUCAUGCAUCUGUGUUCCUGACUCCACUGCAGCAGAUACAAUAACGCAGCCGUGAACACACGAGACUGUUUCCCUACGGCGUCACUGAGAGGCUCCCCUGACUCAGCAUCUCCACGAGACAAAUCAGCCCAUUACUGACAUAUGGGGCAGACUGUGGGGUUUUGUUACCUAGAGCUGAAUACAGUCCUUUCAUGUGUGUUUAAUUAUUACAUUUGAUUAUGAUUAAGACAAAAGUGCCUGUUUCUGGGAAAUGUCAUAUUAACUGUUUUCAAAUAAGUGGUAUACCAUAUAAAGGUGUAAAAUGUUUCUGAGAAAUAGCCUAUUAACUCUGUGUUUUCAAAUAAAUUGCAUACAAACGUCA
Molecule: messenger RNA, 4512 nt
Organism: Cynocephalus volans (Philippine flying lemur)
Lineage: Eukaryota; Metazoa; Chordata; Mammalia; Dermoptera; Cynocephalidae
Gene: ZNF556
Product: zinc finger protein 556
Exons: 7
Coding region: 1548-2792 (414 amino acids)
Biological process (GO): negative regulation of transcription by RNA polymerase II
Molecular function (GO): DNA-binding transcription repressor activity, RNA polymerase II-specific; RNA polymerase II cis-regulatory region sequence-specific DNA binding
Source: RefSeq, a predicted model, not a curated record